Daktulosphaira vitifoliae (grape phylloxera) is the source of this 2685-nucleotide messenger RNA. Its product is annotated as bone morphogenetic protein receptor type-1B-like. The record is from RefSeq and is a predicted model, not a curated record. Gene Ontology annotation, cellular component: signaling receptor complex; plasma membrane. NCBI's taxonomy places the organism in Eukaryota, Metazoa, Arthropoda, Insecta, Hemiptera, Phylloxeridae. Bases 317 to 1879 code for a protein of 520 amino acids. The transcript is spliced from 7 exons. Gene Ontology annotation, biological process: cellular response to growth factor stimulus; protein phosphorylation; BMP signaling pathway. Gene Ontology annotation, molecular function: ATP binding; SMAD binding; transforming growth factor beta receptor activity, type I.
UACAUUAGUUGCAUUUCAAGCGUUGAUUUGUGUGGUGGAGUUUUGAUGUGAAAUAUUAUAGUUUGUUUAGCCCGCGCCCCGCCUGCUAUAUUUUUAAUUUCACAUCCGUUCAUGCGUUUAUCUCCUACCGUAAUCAAUUUGUUUAUAUAUUUAUUACGAUAUAAUUUUAUACUAUGUUUAAUAAUAUAAAUAUGUAUUGAAGUGAUGUGAAUGUUAUUGUUUUGAAAAUGUGGUGGCUUUUGAGAAUAUUAUUAAUAGUUCGGUUUCAUUGAUAACGCUAGUGAAAUAAAUUAUCUCACAUAAAUUGAAUUUUAUCAUGUUGCUGAAACAAGACUGGGGUAGUGCGAUUGCACUAGGAUUAGGUCUAGCUGCAGUAGCUGGAAAAUCAGUUCGUGGACUUACUUGUUAUUGUGAACAUCAAUGUCCAAAUGGUCAACCAAAUGGUACUUGUAUUACUUCACGUCACUCACAAUGUUUUAGUGCUAUUCAAGAAGAAUAUAAUGAAGAAACUGGUGAAUAUGAACCAGUAGCUUCCUAUGGCUGUCUAGCAGCUGGCGAGCAAGGGUUUUUACAAUGUAAAGGUGGAAAUUCUUUGUAUGGUUUAGCAAUUCAGUGUUGCAACACUGAUAUGUGUAAUAAAGAAAUUCACCCUAUUUAUACACCUCACACAACAACUACUCCACCUCCUAAAAUUCAAAUUAAUUCAGUGCCAUAUAUAGCAUUUAUGUUAUCUAUGAUAACGUGUUUACUGAUUUCUGCAAUAGUCAUUGGUUGGUUUUAUAUAAGAUAUAGAAGAAGGGAAAAAAAUAGACUGUAUGCACUGGCAUCAACUGAUAGCUAUAUUUCUGGAAACAGCAAUUUGUUGCAAACCCUUAUUGGACACUCAUCAGGAUCGGGUUCUGGAAUCCCACUAUUAGUACAAAGAACUAUUGCCAAGCAAAUUAGAAUAGAAUGUCAAAUUGGUGAAGGUCGAUUUGGCAAAGUUUGUUUAGCAAAUUGGCGUGGUGAACAUGUAGCUGUAAAAAUUUUUACUACGAUAAAUGAUCAAAGCUGGCUUCGUGAAACUGAAAUUUAUCAAACUGUUUUAUUAAGACAUGAAAAUAUUUUAGGUUUCAUUGCUGCUGAUUUAAAAGUUAGUGCUGGAGGUGCUCAAAUGAUGUUAAUAACAGAAUAUCAUAAACGAGGUUCAUUGCAUGAUUAUUUAAAAGAAAAUACUAUUGAUGCUGCUCAACUUAUUAUAAUGGCACGUUCUAUCGCAAGUGGCUUGGCUCAUUUACAUGAACCUAUAAAUGGUACUCACGGAAAACCAUGUAUUGCUCAUAGGGAUAUUAAGUCGAGAAAUAUAUUAGUUAAAGCUGAUGGUGAAUGCUGUAUUGCUGAUUUUGCUUUAGCUGUUCGAUAUGAUGGACGUAAAAAUGAAAUUGAUAUUGCUCCAAACUCAAGAGUUGGCACGAGACGUUAUAUGGCUCCUGAAGUUGUAAAUGACACAAUUGAUGUUACAUCUUUUAGUGCAUUUAAAGCAGCAGAUAUGUAUUCUACUAGUUUAGUGUUAUGGGAAUUAUGUAGAAGAUGUAGGCAAAGUUGGCCUGUAGGUGGAUCUCCUAUGCUUCAAGUAGAAGAUUAUAUAUUGCCUUACAGCAAUUUGGUUAGUCCAGAUCCUUCAAUAGAAGAUAUGCGACUUGUACUGAUAGUGCAAGGAGCGAGACCUGAUAUACCCAUGAGAUGGAGAUGUGAUCAUAGAUUAAGGGUAAUAUCUGAAAUUAUUCAAGAAUGUUGGCAUCAAAACCCUAGUGUUAGGUUACCAGCAUUAAGAGUUAUGAAAACAUUGCGAAAACUUGAAGAUAGUGAAACAUCAGAAAGUAGUAUCCAUCAUGUUUAAUAUAAGACAUUUUCAAAUCAAGACUUAGGUUGAUGUAUAUAUUUUUUAAAGACUGUGUAGAUACAAUUAAUUUUAAAUACUAUUUGUAAAAACAUACAAGUUGUUUAUUUUUAGUUCUACUUAACUUCUAAUGUAACAAUGUGCCAUAAACAUUAUUACAGUGCUAUUAAGACAACAUUUUAUAACUCCUUAAUAUAAACCUAUUAAUGGUAUUUUUCUUGUAUUCAAUAAAAUUUGAAAUAUGUAACUGUUCUAAACUAAAUUAAACAUUUAUGCUAAUAAUUUUAUUAUUUAUUUAUUUUUACCAUUCAAAUAAAAUAGUGUUAUAUAAUACCUUCAUUUUCAAACUUUUUUUUUUUUUUUUGAAAUAAAGAGAAAUCUUUUAGGCUUGUUAAUUGAUCAAGUGUAAAAAAUCUUUUUUUAAUAGUAUUGCUCUCUUGUUAAUAAUUUAUAAUUCAUAUAACUUAUGUUCAUGUGUAUUAAAUAGUGUCAUAAAUAAAAUAGCUAAUAUUGAUUGUUAUUUGAUUAAUUUAUAAUAUUUUGUUUUUUUUAUGUGUCUUAGACUAUUAGUCAAGUCCCAAAGUUGUAUGUAUUGUGUAUAAUGUAAACAAAUUAAAAUAAAAAUAUGGAAUUUUUUUUUAAGUUCGUAUUACAAUCCUAUGACUAAAUACUUGAGUGUAUAGUUAAUUAUUUUUAUAUAAGCCUCCUGAAUAUUGCUAUACACUUAAAUGUCUAUAUAUUUAUAUAUGAAUGUGAUUAUGUAUAAUAUUCAAAUAUAAACUAUAUUAUUUAUAAACUUUUAAAAG